AUGGCGGCAGAGGUGUGACAGGAUUUGGCCCAGCUCAUGAAUUCAAGGGACUCGCCUAAAGAUCUGGCGGGCAAAUCUCGUCGGAUCCUGGGAAAAGCUAUUCAGCUGUCUGGGACAGAGCAACCUGAAGCUUUGACAGCCUUUGUGGAAACAAUGGUAAACGAGAAUAUCAGCCUCGUGAUCCAGUCAGGACAGUUGCUGACUGACUUCUGCACACAUCUCCCUAACCUGUCUGACAGACAGCCUAGAGUAACUUCAUUUAAAGAGCAGGUUGCUUUAAUAAGACAGCAUCUUUCAUCCAUGUAUGAGAAAGAAGAAGACUGGCGAAAUGCAGCUCAAGAGUUGGUGGGAAUUCCUUUGGAAAUCUUUCUGGAGGCUGAUGAUCCAGUACAGGCAGAAGCUUACAUAAAUCAAGCAUCAUUGCUUCAGAAUGAAUCAACCAAUGAACAGUUACAGAUACAUUAGAAGGUAUGCUAUGCUCGUGUUCUUAAUUAUAGAAGAAAAUUCAUUGAAGCUGCACAAAGAUACAACGAGCUUUCUUACAAGACAAUAGUUCACGAAAGUGAAAGACUUGAGGCCUUAAAACAUGCUUAGCACUGUACCAUCUUAGCAUCAGCAGGAUGGCAGCAAUCGGUUCUGACUCCAUGGCACCUGACAACAACAACAACAACAACUCUUUUUAAGGAUGAAAGGUGCCAGCAACUUGCUGCUUAUGGGAUUCUAGAGAAAAUGUACCUAGAUAGGAUCAUCAGAGGAAAUCCACUUCAAGAAUUUACUGCCAUGUUGAUGCCUCACCAAAAAGCAACUAGCAUCUUGGACAGAACUGUUAUUGAACACAAUUUGUUGUCUGCCAGCAAAUUGUAUAAUAAUAUUACCUUUGAACUUGGAGCUCUUUUAGAGACCCCUGCAGCUAAGGCAGAAAAGAUAGCAUCUCAAAUGACCACAGAAGUACGUAUGAAUGGAUUUAUUGAUCAGAUGAUCGGAAUAGUUCAUUUUGAAACACGAGAAGCCGUGCUAUCAUGGGACAAACAAAUCUAAUCGCUUUGCUUCUAAGUGAACAACCUUUUGGAAAGAAUCAGCCAGACAGCACCCGAAUGGACCGCACAAGCUAUGGAAACCCAGAUGGCUCAGUGA
Molecule: messenger RNA, 1134 nt
Organism: Chrysochloris asiatica (Cape golden mole)
Lineage: Eukaryota; Metazoa; Chordata; Mammalia; Afrosoricida; Chrysochloridae
Product: COP9 signalosome complex subunit 4-like
Cellular component (GO): COP9 signalosome; cytosol
Source: RefSeq, a predicted model, not a curated record